UAAAUUAAGCUCACUCAUCAUUUUCUACCAGGAUGCCGAGGAUUCUGUACGCAAUGUUCUCCAUUUCUACUACCAUUCUCUCAGAUUCUUAACCAUUUUUUUCUAGGGUUACGAAGACCAUGUGGACGAUGACGACGAUGAUGAAGAAGAGGACGGUUCUUAUGCUGAUGAUGAGUACGGAAAAAAGAAAGUACAGAGGAAAAAGAAGUCGCUCCCUUCCUCAUCAGCUCCCAGGCCAAAAGCCCGUGUCUCUGGCGACGAAAUUCGAGUAUCCAGCAGAGGCGGUAAGAUUCCAAAUUACAUCGACGACGUUCAGGACUUGGCGCAACUUGAGGAGGAGGAGAUGGAAACAGGCUACUACGUUGAUCCAAAUGCUCAGUUCAAGGAGGAAGAUGAGAUCGAGGCAGUUUUAAGUCACUGCAGAGACGAAGGUCGCGAGGAUGAUUCCGAAGAUUUAUGGUCGGAUAACAUUCGGUUCCACAUCAAGUGGAAGAACUUUUCACACUUGCACAACACCGAUGAAACUUAUGAGUUUUUAAAACGUUUCAAAGGAUUGAAGCGUGUCGAUAAUUAUAUCAAAGCUUAUAAGCUCUAUCAGGCCCGCCUAUCCGCUCCUGGUCUGUCUCGGGAAGAUGCUGAAGCACUUUUACUGGACAAGGAACGAGAAAAAGAAGAGCUUGAAACCUACAAAAUCGUUGAGCGCAUUGUUUCGCAUAGAGACAGUGGUGAUGUUGAAGGCCAGCUUGAAUAUUUUUGUAAGUGGACAGGCCUUAACUACGAGCACUGCACUUGGGAGACGCAGGACGAAAUUCGACCCAUCGCAAAAAUUCAAAUUGAAGCGUACCGAUCACGAGAAGCGGAGGCCAAGUUCCCUUAUAAGAGUAUGCAAUAUGCUCGCACCCAACGACCUACUUUCCAAAAGAUUACCAAAGAUCCUGACUAUAUCACUGCCACCGGUGGAGAGUUGAAGGAUUUCCAGCUCACUGGACUUAAUUGGCUUGCUUAUCUAUGGAGCAAGGGAGAGAAUGGCAUCUUGGCCGAUGAAAUGGGUCUUGGCAAGACUGUUCAAACGGUUGCCUUUAUUUCCUAUUUAUUCCACGAGAUGCAUCAGUACGGACCAUUCCUUGUUAUCGUCCCGCUGUCAACUAUAACCGCAUGGCAAACACAAUUCGCCGCAUGGGCACCCGACAUCAAUGUCAUCACGUACAUUGGCACCGCAGCGGCCCGUGAAGUUAUACGGACGUAUGAGUUCGGCCCAUCCAAUAAGAGGCUGAAGAUGAAUGUAUUGCUCACUACUUAUGAGCUUACUCUUCGGGACGCCAAGGAUCUAGCAGAUAUCAAGUGGCAUGCUCUUGCUGUGGACGAGGCGCAUCGAUUGAAAAACUCGGAGAGCCAGUUAUAUGAAGCAUUAAGGUCGUUUUCAGCUGCUUCAAAGCUCCUCAUCACAGGUACUCCCCUUCAAAACAACGUGAAAGAGUUGCUGUCCUUGAUGCACUUUUUGAUGCCUGAGAAAUUUGCGCUGAGUAACGAGUUUGAUCUAAACGACGCAGACCAUGAGGCCAAGAUAAAGGAGCUGCACGAGCAAUUAGAAUCAUUGAUGUUGAGGAGACUGAAACGCGAUGUGCUCACGUCUUUGCCUACCAAGAGCGAGCGUAUUCUGCGAGUAGAAAUGAGUGCAUUGCAAACACAUUUCUAUAAAAAUAUCUUGACGAAGAACUUCCAAGGCCUCAUCAAGAGUGCAAAUGGCAAUAAUAACAUCAGCUUGCUUAACAUCGCCAUGGAGCUCAAAAAGGCCGCCAAUCACCCCUAUUUGUUUGACGGUGCCGAGGUCCGCACAGACAACUCCGAGGAGACCCUCAAGGGUCUUGUCAUGAACAGCGGGAAAAUGGUGCUACUUGACAAACUAAUGGUUCGCCUUCGACAAGAUGGUCACCGUGUCCUGAUAUUCAGUCAAAUGGUCCGGAUGCUGGACAUCCUCAGCGACUACAUGUCUUUGAGGGGUUACCAGCACCAGCGUUUGGACGGCAUGGUUGCAUCCGAGGCUCGGAAGAAGUCGAUUGCUCACUUCAAUGCUCCUGGUUCGCCUGACUUUGCGUUUCUACUCUCAACUCGUGCAGGAGGAUUGGGAAUCAAUCUUGAGACUGCUGAUACUGUCAUCAUAUUCGAUAGCGAUUGGAAUCCCCAAAAUGACCUGCAGGCUAUGGCAAGGGCCCAUCGUAUAGGCCAAAAGUCGCAUGUCAGCGUGUAUCGUUUCGUCAGUAAAGAUACAAUGGAAGAGGAUGUCCUAGAGCGAGCGAAAAAGAAGAUGGUUCUUGAAUACGCUAUCAUCAAUCAAAUGGAUACUUCACAAGCUCAUUUGAGUGGUAAGGGGAUCGAGAAGGUUAAGGAGGCCAGCAAGCCCGACAACCUCAGCAAAGAUGAACUUACCGCUGUCCUAAAGUAUGGUGCUCAAAAGAUGUUUGACAAGGACGACUCUCAACAAAACCAAAAGUUGGAUGAGAUGGACUUGGAUGACAUUCUGAAUCGCGCGGAAGACCACGAAACAUUGGCUGAUAAUGGUGAUGGCGGUACAUCGCUUGGUGGUGAAGGUUUCCUCGCACAGUUUGCCGCCGUGAGCGACGUCAAGAAUGAUAUGAGCUGGGAAGACAUCAUUCCCAUGGAAGAGCGCCAGAAGUUUGAGAAAGAGGAGGAUCACCGGAAGGCGGAAGAGCUGGCUCAGCAAGAUUCAAGAGAUCGCAAGCGAUCACACGCGCCAGUGUCCUACGAGGGUAUGGACGUCGACCAGCCGACGACUACGCCUGCACCCAAGAAGCCCAAAGCCCCUGGAGCUACGAGGAAAACUGCUAGCCAAAAAGCCAUGGAGUUGAAAGAACGCGAUGUCCGUGUUCUUAUUCGCAGUCUGCAACGUUGGGGGGAUAUUCGCCAACGUUAUGACGUUAUUGUCAAUGAAUCCAAACUCACGGAGAAGAACAAAGGCAUGAUGAUAGAUGUUUCGGAUGACAUCAUCGAGAUAUGUUCCAACGCAGUUGAAGAAAACAAUUCUCAAAAACGUGCACGAAUAGCAGCUGGAGAAACUCUUACCAAUGCGCAAAAGAGCAAGGCUGUUUUGGUCUCCUAUCGUAAUGUGGGCAAUAUCAACGCGGAAACAGUUCUGUCACGCCAUCGAGACCUACGCAUCUUGUAUAAUUUCUUGAGCGAUCUAACAACGGAGGAGCUUUAUAACUGGGCCAUUCCCAUCGAAAAUAUCAGACCUACUUUGAAUUGGUCUGGGCGAUGGGGGCCUCAGGAAGAUUCUAUGCUUCUUGUUGGUGCUUUUCUCUAUGGCUUUGGAAAUUGGGAGGCAAUGGCAAAAGACUCAAGAUUAGGUCUAGAAGGCAAAUUUUUCCUAGAAGAAGGCAAGAAAGGUGAAGAUUCUGCAAGCAGACCAAUUCCAAAUGCCAUCCACUUGGUACGCCGGGGAGAUUUUCUGUUGAGCAUACUUCGUGAGCACGACGAGAAGCUACGUUCGUAUGAGAGUUCCUUGCGGACCAAGGGACAGCUAAAAGUAUCAGCCACUCCUCCCCCGACAGCCGUAGCGUCAUCAUCGACAAGUAGUCUAAAGCGACGAGCCGAAAGCGAAGCUGUUGCGUCUGUCGAUGACGGCAGCACGAAGAAACGUAAACGUCGACCGACGCCGACUUUCACUGAUUCGGAGUCAUCAGACGAGUGCCCCUCGAUGGAUGAAGCUGCGACAAAGGAGGAACUGCGUCCUGUAAAGAAGCAACUUAAACAACUCAAAUUGUCGGGCGAAGAUAUGCCUAGAGAUGAUAAAGUGGCUAUCUUGAAGGAUUCUCUCGCUGCCAUCGGUCGACGUAUAGAGGUUGUUCUCACCGCCAAGCAGGCUGCCGGUGAAGAUACCGAAAGAUGGCGUCGUCACUUGUGGGCAUUUGUUACUCUCUUCUGGCCAAAGAAAGUCAAGGCAUCCAAACUGGAGGAGAUACAUGCGAAAAUGGUGAUGAAAGAAGGAGCUCCUAGAGCAUCAGCCGACAUCGCCAAUAAGAAGCCACGUAUUAACACUAGUGCGAAGACGAAUGGUUCUGUAUCUAGUCCUUCGAUAAGGACGAAUGGGAAGUCGUCCUUUCGCUGAUGUAUCGUCCUGUUGUUUUCUAUAUUUGGAUUCUAUCCUAUUUUCUUACUAUCUCUUGUUCUUUUUCUUCCACUCACCUUCGUACUGUCGCAUCACCAAUAGCUGUCUUAAUCGCAAGUGCUCUACCAUGGAUGUAUUUCAAAUAUUGUUUAGCUUGAAUAUCAAAUAUUAACCUCAAUGAAGCAAAAAACAUGGUUUAACCUCGAAACCUAUAUCACAAGCAAGAUCUGGUAAUACAAUGGUAAUUUUGGACGUAGUGCUAACCCUUGCUGUAAAGUCAUGAUCAUGGUGAUAAUCGACGUUCUUUACACUUGUAGUUAUCGCACUUGAAGACGAAUGGCGGACUUCAGGGUCCCUCCACUCUGCUUUCGGGGCCGCUGGGAUUGAUGGCGCCCAAAGUCAAGGGUGACGUUGGAAUUUCGAUCCAAUACAACCUCUUGAGUUGGUUCGCGGGUAAAUAUCUGUCGGGUUGAAGAAGUGCCUGCCUGCUGGCGAGCGUGGUUUGUGUGUCUUUCACUGUGGUAUCUCUCUGUCCUUUGUGUCGUCGUUCUGAUCUCCUGCUGUUGCGCGCGUACUGCUGUUACUAUAGAGCAAUUAUAUUGAUAGGCCCUUCACAUUCAUACGCCACAUUAUACACACCUUCAAGGAGCCUUGCGUCUGCCUCUCGUUGA
Serpula lacrymans var. lacrymans S7.9 is the source of this 4797-nucleotide messenger RNA. RefSeq lists its product as uncharacterized. Bases 344 to 4126 code for a protein of 1260 amino acids. Gene Ontology annotation, biological process: nucleosome organization; regulation of transcription by RNA polymerase II. The transcript is spliced from 17 exons. The record is from RefSeq and is a predicted model, not a curated record. Gene Ontology annotation, molecular function: chromatin binding; ATP binding; ATP-dependent chromatin remodeler activity. Gene Ontology annotation, cellular component: nucleus; chromatin. NCBI's taxonomy places the organism in Eukaryota, Fungi, Basidiomycota, Agaricomycetes, Boletales, Serpulaceae.